AUGAAGGCCAGUACCAAUGUUUCCCACGCGCCCAUGCUGGGCUCUGAGAUGCGGGUGAUAAACCUGACCUUCGCACUUGUGGUUGCUCUGUGUACUAUCAGGUAACGGUGAAGAAAGAGAAUGCCAUUGUGCUCUCUUUUCUCUUCUAUACCACUUUCAGUGCCUUGGUUCUUAUCUAUGGUAAGAAUGCCUUCUGGAAGGCUCUCCUCCACCCUUACAAUGUCUGCCUGGAUGAGUUUUCUUGUCUAUCCUGCCUGAAGGUGCUGGAGACCAAACGCAAAACCAGCUCUGCUCACACAGUCAAACACGGAGGUCAGACCAGG
Messenger RNA from Coregonus sp. 'balchen', 323 nucleotides. NCBI's taxonomy places the organism in Eukaryota, Metazoa, Chordata, Actinopteri, Salmoniformes, Salmonidae. The record is from the annotation of a GenBank genome assembly.